This is a messenger RNA of Rotaria socialis, 378 nucleotides long. Lineage: Eukaryota; Metazoa; Rotifera; Eurotatoria; Philodinida; Philodinidae. The record is from the annotation of a GenBank genome assembly.
AUGGCUUCCGCCAUUUUUAUCGCCUACAAUUUGAUAUUGAAUUUACGCGAUAAUAAUUGUCUAAGUAGUAAUCGCAACGUAUCGGAUGCACGAAUUCCAAGUCCAACCAAUUCAAUUCCAAUUCUUGGCUUGGAAUUGGUCGGCAUUGAUUGGAAUUGGAAUUGGAAUUGGUCGGAAUUGGUUGGAAUUGGUUGGAAUUGGAAUCGGAAUUGGUCUGGAAUUGGAAUCGGAAUUGGUCUGGAAUUGGUUGGAAUUGGAAUUGGAAUUGGUCGGAAUUGGAAUUGGAAUCGGAAUUGGUCUGGAAUUGGAAUUGGUUUAGAAUUGGUCGGAAUUAGUUGGAAUUGGAAUUACUCUGGAAUUGGUUUAGAAUUGGUCUGA